CCUUCCCGGCAGACAUCCUCUCGAUCCGGCCGAGUCAUAUUGCCAUAGAGAACAAGCACAGCGCUGUUUGGUCAAAGCGAAAGACAUGGCCGCGAAGAAGAAGAAGAUCAUCAUCGACACCGACCCCGGCAUCGACGAUGCCAUGGCGAUCUUCGUCGCGCUGCAGUCGCCGGAGGUGGAGGUGAUUGGGCUCACCACCAUAUACGGGAACGUCUACACGACUCUGGCCACCAGAAACGCCUUGCAUUUGCUGGAGGUUGCAGGACGGACCGACAUCCCUGUGGCUGAAGGGUCCCAUGUGACAAUCACCAAAGGUACAAAGCUUCGAAUUGCGGAUUUUGUCCAUGGCACUGAUGGUCUUGGCAAUCAAAACUUCCCACCACCAAAAGGAAAACCAAUAGAACAGUCAGCAGCCACUUUUCUCAUUGAGCAAGCAAACCUUUAUCCCGGGGAAGUUACUGUGGUUGCAUUGGGCCCACUCACAAAUAUAGCACUGGCUCUUCACCAAGAUCCAACCUUUUCCAGAAAGAUUGGGCAGAUCGUGCUUCUUGGUGGAGCUUUUUCUGUGAAUGGCAAUGUGAAUCCAGCAGCUGAAGCCAAUAUUUUUGGCGACCCAGAUGCUGCAGACAUUGUUUUUACCAGUGGAGCUGAUAUUCUGGCUGUAGGAAUAAAUGUCACCCAUCAAGUUGUUUUGACAGAUGCAGAUAGAGAUAAGUUGGUUCAAUCAAAUGGAAGAUUUGCUCAGUACCUCUCUAGAAUCAUGGAAGUGUACUUUUCCUAUCAUCGUGAAGCAUACUUCACAAAAGGAGUUUACCUCCACGAUCCAACAGCAAUACUUGCAGCUAUCAUCCCUUCACUUGUAACUUCCACUGAAGGUGUGGUUAGAGUGCAAACAACUGGUAUCACAAGAGGGCUCACUAUACUAUAUAAUAGACAGAAAAGAUUUGCAUCACAAGUACCCUUCAAAGGGACAGAAAUAUUUUUCUCUUCUAUUGUUGCUGAAUAACAAAGAAUAGAACUAUCGAGGUUCGGUGAACACACAGAAUGGUCCGACAAACCGACAGUGAAGGUGGCGGUGACUGUUGAUGCUCCCUCUGUUGUGAAAUUAGUCCUGGAUCGACUCAUGGAGUCGUGACUUGAGAUGGCCCCAGGUAAUUGAUCGAAUGAAUCGGAUGAAGCUUCUGUAAACCAAUGAAGGCUUUGUUCGAAGGUCACAGUGCCAGAUGAUUAACUUAGAUGAGUGGAAUCAAAAUGUUCGUUGCCAAGGGCGGAUUCAGAAAUGCCUAGGUCCAUGCUCGUUGCCACAACUCAAUCAUCUGAUUUGGUUUUCUGGUAACAUGUUGAACUGACCGUGUGCUUCUUGCAAUAAGUAUGUCCCAUUUCUGAGUCUGAAUUAACUGUCAUAAUUUGACAUGUCGCUUGAAACGAAACCUUCCCCUUAUUGGCUUCCUAAAGGCUUAGCAAA
Messenger RNA from Syzygium oleosum, 1465 nucleotides. RefSeq names its product probable uridine nucleosidase 2. Lineage: Eukaryota; Viridiplantae; Streptophyta; Magnoliopsida; Myrtales; Myrtaceae. Gene Ontology annotation, biological process: purine nucleoside catabolic process. Bases 86 to 1006 code for a protein of 306 amino acids. Gene Ontology annotation, cellular component: cytosol. The transcript is spliced from 10 exons. The record is from RefSeq and is a predicted model, not a curated record. Gene Ontology annotation, molecular function: purine nucleosidase activity.